Solanum lycopersicum (tomato) is the source of this 1852-nucleotide messenger RNA. RefSeq names its product protein DETOXIFICATION 56-like. The record is from RefSeq and is a predicted model, not a curated record. NCBI's taxonomy places the organism in Eukaryota, Viridiplantae, Streptophyta, Magnoliopsida, Solanales, Solanaceae. Gene Ontology annotation, molecular function: xenobiotic transmembrane transporter activity; antiporter activity. Gene Ontology annotation, cellular component: membrane. Gene Ontology annotation, biological process: xenobiotic detoxification by transmembrane export across the plasma membrane.
GAUACUAAUCAUACCCCUCAUGCACAUUAUCAAAUUGAAUCAUCAAUUAUUAUUUUAUUAUAAGAUAAGAAAAAACUGAAACAAAAAAAAAAUCAUUAAACUAUCUUUGCCAAUAACACAAAAAAAGAUAUGCCAUCUUCACCACCAAAUGUGUCACAAAAAUGGCCAAAAUACUCAAUCCUAAUCCAAAAUACCCUUUCAGAGCUAAAAUUGCAAAGAGGAAUAUUACUUCCUUUGAUUGCUAUGAACUUUACAUGGUUUGCAAAAACAGCCAUUACCACUGCAUUUCUUGGUAGGCUUGGAGAUGUUUAUUUAGCUGGAGGUACACUUGGUUUUACAUUUGCAAAUGUAACCGGUUUUUCGAUCUUGAAUGGCCUUUGUGGUGCCAUGGAACCAAUUUGUGGACAAGCUUUUGGGGCUAAAAAUUAUAAACUUCUUCAUAAAACACUUGUUAUGACUACUUUGUUUUUACUAUUAACAAGUCUGCCUAUUUCUUUCUUAUGGCUAAAUGUUGAUAGGAUCUUAAUUCACUUUGGCCAACAAGAAGAUAUUUCAAUUAUAGCCAAAAGUUAUCUAAUUUACCUCCUCCCUGAUUUAGUUGUUACCUCUUUUUUAUGCCCUUUAAAGGCUUAUUUAAGUACACAAAAUGUUACUAUCCCAAUUAUGUUAAGCUCAACUUUAGCAAUUGCUUGUCAUGUACCAAUAACCAUGUUGUUAUCAAGAAGUAAAGGGAUUAUAGGAGUGUCAAUGUCAAAUUGGAUAACGAACUUCUUGAUUAUGUUAUUGUUGGCUAUUUAUGUUGUGAUCGCGGAGAAUAGUAAAGGGGGGAAAUGGAAAGAAGGAGGAUGGUGUGAACAAGGAUAUCGCGAUUGGAUCAGAUUGCUUAAGUUAUGUGGACCAUGUUGUCUUACUACAUGUCUUGAAUGGUGGUGUUAUGAAAUUUUGGUUUUGUUAACAGGGCAUUUACCAAAUGCUAAACAAGCUAUUGGUGUUAUAGCCAUUGUGUUGAACUUUGAUUAUUUGCUUUUCUCUGUUAUGCUUUCGUUAUCAACUAGUGCAUCUAUUCGUGUGUCUAAUGAGCUUGGUGCAGAUAGUCCUGGCCUUGCGUAUCGUGCAGCCUAUGUAUCGUUAGCUAUGAGCAUUGUCUCGGGGUUUGUUGGUGGCUCUGUUAUGGCAGGGGCAAGGGGUGUUUGGGGGCCAUUGUUUAGCCAUGAUAAAGGGAUAAUAAGUGGUGUUAAGAAGAUUAUGUUGAUAAUGGCAUUGCUUGAAGUUGUUAAUUUCCCUUUAGCAGUUUGUGGAGGUAUCGUUCGAGGAACAGCUAGGCCAUGGCUAGGGACAUAUGCAAAUAUAUUUGGAUUUUAUCUAUUGGCAUUGCCAUUAGGUGUGGUUUUGGCAUUCAAGAUUCAUGUUGGUUUGGCUGGAUUGUUGACAGGGUUUGUUGUUGGUGUAGCUUGUUGUUUGGCCUUGUUGUUGGUGUUUAUUGCUAGGAUUGAUUGGGUUCAAGAAGCUAAGAAAGCACAACUACUUUCUUGUAAUCUUGAAGAAAUUGCUAAUGAUGAUGAGACAAGUUAAAACUUCACAAGUUAUUACUGAGUAGGACUCGUGAGUCGGGACUAUAGUCUUGUUUCACCUACAAUCAGAGGCGGAUCUAGAACAGAGUUGGAGUUCAGGUUCAAUUUAUUAGUUCAAUUAAACAUGUUUGCUUUUGACUCGAACUAUGUAUACAUAUGUAAAAAAAUGUUUAUCUUACUCCUCUUGAAUUCAUAGCUACCUACAAUUAUUGUUUGACGAAACAAUGUGAAGGAAAAACAAUUCACAAAAAAAAUACCAACUGUUAGUAUAUUUCUAGUAA